GACCUAUGCUAAUGCCGCUCCUCUGGCAGGAGGCAGAGCGCCGCCUCGCCUGCCCAGUCGGCCGGGGAGCCUGGGGCGCUUGGCCGGCGGGGGCCAUGCCUGGGCUUCUGUGAGCCCUUCGUGCAGGCAGCGGCGGGGCAAGACACGCGCCUCGCAGGAUGGAGGUCAACGACUCGGGCAGCGUGGUGCUCACAGCCUACCACUCGUACACUCCCUCCCGAGGGGAGCAGGGCUGCGCGCCGGAGGUCCCUCCGAGCCGGUCGCUCCUCAGAAAAUCCCUUCCUCGAUGCCAAAGAAUUAACAGAAUGCUCUCCAAUGAAUCUUUACAUCCUCCUACAUACAGCCGUUCCAAUUCCCAAGCCUCUGUUGAUAGCACUUCCAUGGAAGAUUUCUGGUGUGAGGUGGAAAAUAUCAAAGAAAGCACUGAGGACAGACAAGAUGACCAAACUCUGUUAGAAGUCAAGCCUCCUGAUGAAGGGGAACUGGAAGCUGAAUGGCUGCAUGAUGUAGGCCUGUCUACGCUAAUAUCAGGGUCUGAAGAGGAGGAUGGAGAAGCAUUGCUUUCUACUCUGACCCGAACACAAGCAGCUGCAGUACAAAAACGAUACAACACCUACACUCAAACUAUGAGAAAGAAGAAUAAACACCAAGUUAGAGAUGUACGAGACAUCUUUGGGGUCAGUGACAAUUCUCCCACUUUUGAGGCCAUUCGUGUAUCACCAGUGACUAAUGGUAUCCAGCUUCCUGUGCACAAACCAGCUACUAGCUGUCUAGAAUAUGAAUUCGAGAAGGACAACCGAUCAGUGACUGAAGAACUAUCCUUUGAGGUCUCUUUCUCAGAAUCCAUCACAGUGAUUCCAAAGCACAGAGAAUGGCACAGCAAUCAGAGUUUUAAAAAGGAGGAGUCUGCUUUGCCGAACUUUAUGAUUAGGAAAAGCCGAUUUGGACUGACGGAAGUUGGAGAUUUGUCUCUUGAUGACAUGAAGAAAAUUCGCUAUUUGUCUCUGAUUGAGUUAACAGCCUUCUACGAUGCUUUAGGCAUUGAGCUAAAGAGGAACAGAACAGAAAGAGUUAAAGGACGUGAAAAUGGCCUUUUUGGAGUUCCCCUAACAAUACUGCUGGAAAGUGAUCAGAAAAAGAUUCCUGGAAUAAAAGUUCCUCUCAUCUUUCAGAAACUGUUGCUGAAGCUUGAGGAAACUGGUCUGGAAACAGAAGGGAUUCUUCGAGUGCCUGGAUCUGCCUCAAGAGUUAAGAGUCUUCGCCAGGAAAUUGAGGCAAAAUUUGAAGAAGAUACAUUUGACUGGGAUCAGGUACGCAACAAUGAUGCUGCAGGACUCCUGAAGAUGUUUAUACGGGAACUUCCAAGCCCCCUCUUCACUGUGGAAUACCUCCCUGCCUUCAUCACAUUAGUGGAAAACCAAGAGCACUGCAGCCCCCUAAUCAGCUUGGUUAAGAGGCAAGGAACAAAGUUGGGAAUGAGAGGGUUUUUCAGCAAGUAUGAACUUGCUGAAGCUUGGACUUUCCAGCAGGCUGCCAGUUCCAUUUUCACCUUCCAAGUCCUUCUGCAGUUCUUGAAGAAGGUGGUUACAAAUGAAGGGAAAAACAAAAUGACUCUGUGGAAUGUUUCCAUGAUUGUUGCCCCAAACCUCUUCGUCUACAAAGGCAAACGUGCAAACCAAGAAGAGAUGCUGGCAGCAGCCACCACAGCACGUAUUGUGAGACUUUUAAUUAAAUACCAGGAUAUCCUGUGGAUGGUUCCAAAUUUUCUGAUUUCUCAGGUGAGGAAGAUGAAUGAGGCUGCAAUGAACAAUACUAAGAGGCAGCUGAUGUUUGACAAGGGUGUGCGAAGGCUGCUGAGAAGAAAAACUAUGGAAAGGGAGCGGCCAGAAAGAACAGAGUCUGACAUACCUGAGGGGGUCAUAAGAGUUCAUGCUCCAUUGCAUUCAAAAGUUUCUAUGGCAAUACAGCUGAACAAUCAAACAAAAGUCAAAGAUAUUCUGGCACGAUUUUAUUGUGAAAACAGCCAUGAACCAUCAGAGAACAUGAAAUUGCAGGUCCAAAGUUUACAUGAGAUUGGAGGAAAUAUAGGACAACACUGUUUGGACCCAGAUGCUUUUAUGUUAGAUGUUUACCAUGCAAAUCCUCAAGCAGAGUGGGUGAUUAAACCAAAAAUAAGUUGAAACUUGCAAA
Messenger RNA from Gekko japonicus, 2190 nucleotides. It is a transcript of the gene ARHGAP28, whose product is annotated as Rho GTPase activating protein 28. The transcript is spliced from 15 exons. Gene Ontology annotation, cellular component: cytoplasm. Gene Ontology annotation, molecular function: GTPase activator activity. Lineage: Eukaryota; Metazoa; Chordata; Lepidosauria; Squamata; Gekkonidae. Gene Ontology annotation, biological process: regulation of actin filament polymerization; signal transduction; negative regulation of stress fiber assembly. Bases 159 to 2180 code for a protein of 673 amino acids. The record is from RefSeq and is a predicted model, not a curated record.